Molecule: messenger RNA, 345 nt
Organism: Arabis nemorensis
Lineage: Eukaryota; Viridiplantae; Streptophyta; Magnoliopsida; Brassicales; Brassicaceae
Source: the annotation of a GenBank genome assembly
AUGCCGUCGACGCAGUCAUUGACCGUCGCAGCGAAGACGCUACGAAAUCGGAUCUUUUCAAGGUCCGGAUCUACAUCCGCCGGUCCGAGUCGUUGGGCGACGCCGGGUCACGAAGAACGGCCCAAGGGCUAUUUCAUGAACCGGACUCCACCACCACCGGGACAGUCGCGCAAAUGGGAAGAUUGGGAGCUUCCUUGUUACAUCACCAGCUUCCUCACGAUUGUUAUCCUCGGAGUCGGACUCAAUGCUAAACCUGAUCUUUCAAUCGAGACUUGGGCUCAUCAGAAAGCCCUAGAACGCCUGGAAAUGGAGAAGCUUGCGUCUGCUGGAGAUUCGUCCGAUUAA